CCGCCUGUCCGGAGAGCACUGGUGGGCGGGUGAGGGAUAAAGUGGGCGGCCCCACGGCCCAUCCCGCGGCCCCUCCCUCGGUCCCCUCCCUCCCUCCUGCCCACUCGGCUCCUGCGUCUGGGGUGGUCAGGACCUGGAGCCUCCUCGGCCUUGUCCAGCCAGGACCUCAGGGCCCACGCCACUGCCACGAUGCUCCAGGGCCCCUUCUCUGCGCUCCUGCUCGGGGGGCUCCUGGGGGCCCUGCAUGCCCAGCAGCAGGAGGUCAUCUCGCCGGACACCUCCACUUCUGAGCGAAACAACAACUGCCCAGAGAAGGCCGACUGCCCCGUCCACGUGUACUUCGUGCUGGACACCUCGGAGAGCGUGGCCAUGCAGUCCCCGACGGACAGCCUGCUCUACCACAUGCAGCAGUUCGUGCCGCAGUUCAUCAGCCAGCUGCAGGACGAGCUCUACCUGGACCAGGUGGCCCUGAGCUGGCGCUACGGCGGCCUGCACUUCUCCGACCAGGUGGAGGUGUUCAGCCCGCCGGGCAGCGACAGGGCCUCCUUCACCAAGAGCCUGCAGAACAUCCGCUCCUUCCGCCGGGGCACCUUCACCGACUGUGCGCUGGCCAACAUGACCCAGGAGAUCCGGCAGCACGUGGGCCGCGGCGUGGUCAACUUCGCCGUGGUCAUCACCGACGGCCACGUCACGGGCAGCCCGUGUGGGGGCAUCAAGCUGCAGGCCGAGCGGGCCCGCGAGGAGGGCAUCCGGCUCUUCGCCGUGGCCCCCAACAGGAACCUGAACGAGCAGGGCCUGCGGGACCUCGCCAGCACCCCCCACGAGCUCUACCGCAACAACUACGCCACCAUGCGGCCCGACUCCACCGAGAUCGACCAGGACACCAUCAACCGCAUCAUCAAGGUCAUGAAACACGAAGCCUACGGAGAGUGCUACAAGGUGAGCUGUCUGGAGAUCCCUGGGCCACCCGGCCCCAAGGGCUACCGCGGACAGAAGGGUGCCAAGGGCAACAUGGGUGAGCCAGGAGAGCCUGGACAGAAGGGACGACAGGGAGAUCCAGGCAUCGAGGGCCCCAUUGGGUUCCCAGGACCCAAGGGUGUUCCAGGCUUCAAAGGAGAGAAGGGUGAAUUUGGAGCCGACGGACGGAAGGGGGCUCCUGGCCUGGCUGGCAAGAAUGGGACUGACGGGCAGAAGGGCAAGCUGGGCCGCAUUGGGCCUCCUGGCUGCAAGGGGGACCCAGGAAACCGGGGCCCCGACGGGUACCCAGGGGAAGCUGGAAGCCCAGGCGAGCGGGGAGACCAAGGUGCCAAGGGGGACUCAGGCCGCCCAGGUCGCAGGGGACCCCCAGGAGACCCUGGAGACAAAGGAAGCAAGGGAUACCAAGGCAACAACGGAGCCCCAGGAAGUCCUGGCGUGAAAGGAGCCAAGGGUGGACCUGGGCCCCGCGGACCCAAAGGCGAGCCGGGGCGCAGGGGAGACCCCGGAACCAAGGGCGGCCCAGGCAGCGACGGCCCCAAGGGGGAGAAGGGCGACCCUGGCCCCGAGGGCCCCCGGGGCCUGGCCGGAGAGGUCGGCAACAAGGGAGCCAAGGGAGAUCAGGGAUUGCCUGGACCCAGAGGCCCCCAGGGGGCACCUGGGGAGCCCGGGAAGCAGGGAUCUCGGGGAGACCCUGGUGACGCUGGGCCCCGCGGAGACUCGGGACAGCCGGGCCCCAAGGGAGACCCCGGCAGGCCUGGAUUCAGCUACCCAGGACCGCGAGGGACACCCGGAGAUAAAGGCGAGCCCGGUCCCCGUGGCCCUGAGGGAGGCCGAGGAGACUUCGGCACGAAAGGAGGUCCGGGGAGGAAAGGAGAGAAGGGGGAGCCUGCAGAUCCUGGUCCCCCUGGCGAGCCGGGCCCUCGGGGGCCUAGAGGAGUCCCAGGACCUGAGGGUGAGCCCGGCCCCGCCGGAGACCCAGGCCUCACGGAGUGUGACGUCAUGACCUACGUGCGGGAGACCUGCGGCUGCUGCGACUGCGAGAAGCGCUGCGGCGCCCUGGACGUGGUCUUCGUCAUCGACAGCUCCGAGAGCAUCGGCUACACCAACUUCACCCUGGAGAAGAACUUCGUCAUCAACGUGGUCAACAGGCUGGGCGCCAUGGCCAAGGACCCCAAGUCAGAGACGGGCACCCGCGUGGGCGUGGUGCAGUACAGCCACGAGGGCACCUUCGAGGCCAUCCAGCUGGACGACGAGCGCAUCGACUCGCUGUCCAGCUUCAAGGAGGCCGUCAAGAACCUGGAGUGGAUCGCGGGCGGCACCUGGACGCCCUCCGCCCUCAAGUUCGCCUACAACAAGCUCAUCAAGGACAGCCGCCGCCACAAGACCCGCGUGUUCGCCGUGGUCAUCACGGACGGGCGGCACGACCCGCGGGACGACGACCUGAACCUGCGGGCGCUGUGCGCGGGCGACGUCACCGUGACCGCCAUCGGCAUCGGGGACAUGUUCCACGAGCGCCACGAGAGCGAGAACCUCUUCUCCAUCGCCUGCGACCAGCCGCAGCAAGUGCGCAACAUGACCCUUUUCUCCGACCUGGUGGCCGAGCGCUUCAUCGACGACAUGGCCGACGUCCUCUGCCCGGACCCCCAGAUCGUGUGCCCGGAGCUUCCCUGCCAAACAGAGCUGUACGUGGCGCAGUGCACGCAGCGGCCCGUGGACAUCGUCUUCCUGCUGGACGGCUCCGAGCGGCUGGGUGAGCAGAACUUCCACAAGGCGCGCGGCUUCGUGGAGGAGGUGUCCCGGCGUCUGACGCUGGCCCGCAGGGAGGACGACCCCCUCAACGCCCGCGUGGCCCUGGUGCAGUACGGCGGCCAGCAGGAGCAGCAGGUGGCCUUCCCGCUGACCUCCAACCUGACGGUCAUCCACGAGGCGCUGCAGGACCUCCGCUACCUCAACUCCUUCUCCCACGUGGGCGCCGGCAUCGUGCACGCCAUCAACAGCGUGGUGCGGGGCGCCAGGGGCGGGGCCCGGCGCCACGCGGAGCUGGCCUUCGUCUUCCUCACCGACGGCGUCACGGGCAACGCCAGCCUGGAGGAGUCCCUGCACUCCAUGCGCAAGCAGAACGUGGUGCCCACCGUGGUGGCCGUGGGCAGCGACGUGGACAUGGACGUGCUGCACAAGAUCAGCCUGGGCGACCGGGCGGCCAUCUUCCGCGAGAAGGACUUCGACAGCCUGGUGCAGCCCGGCUUCUUCGACAGGUUCAUCCGCUGGAUCUGUUAGCGCCGCCCACCUUGCGCUCCCGCAUGGUGCUCCUGGGGCCCCGCCUGGCAGACCAGCCGGCUUGCUCGGGGUCUCUCCCUGCAGCCAGAGCCUUUCUCCCAAGGAGGUUGGGAUGGGAGGACCCCCACUCCAGGCCCUGCCCAGCGGGGCUCCCAGGCCCCGCCAGCCUCUCUGUACCACAGCACCUCGCCCUCAAGGCCUCUGCCAGCCCAGAGGCUCCCCGUGCCCUGUAGUCCACGGACUCUGUCCUUCGGCCUCCCUGCCUCCCCUCCCCUUCCAAAGGCUUUUCCAGCCCUGCUGGGGCCUGGUCACCACCUGCCCUUAACCCCUGAGCUCAUGAGCUCGCCCGAGAGCCCUGUCCAUGCACCAAUAAAGGCUUGGACCCCCUGCUGCUGCCAGUCCCCAGUGUCUGCCCAGCUGGCCCCUCACAGGUAAGGCUGCGCCUCGAGGCCUCCCCCAGCCCUGAGACCACGCUGUGUGCACACACCACCAGGGACCUCCGUUGCCCUGCGUCCCCCACCCCCAGUCCAGGGACUGCCGCAGGCACUAGCCACACUCUCCAUCCCCAAGCGACCAGUCUCAGCAAGAACUGCACCCUGCCACUGCACUGGGCUGACCUCUCCCCAGUCCCAAGCCAGGACAGGGGGCUCCCAGACACCCCCGGUUCUAGGAGGGCAAGCUGUGGGCGGCCAGGAGGAAGUGGGCAGCAAGUGAUGGCCAGAAGGACAUGCACAUGGGUGAUUUGGGGUAUUUCAGACCCCAGGUCUCUUGCUAGCCUGUGGGAGGUUCCGUGGGGAAAGGUCAGUUUGCAGGGGAGAUGACCACACCUCCCGUGGGCCCGCAGGUCCCCUGAGCAUCACACCUAAGUCCACUCACUGACAGCCCGGUCUUCCUCACGUCCCUCAGCAAGCACCCGGCCAACAUCCCACAGCCAGCACGGCCCUCGCCAGAGACAACCCUCUGUCACCAACAGACCCCAGCAAAGGCUCCCGGGUCUCCCUCCCGAUCCCAUCGGCCCCUCCCCACCAGACCAGUAUCACCCUCCCCGCCAGCACCUGCCACCCCCGAAAACCCCACUCCCAGCCAGGCCCCUCCUCUGGGCACAUACGCAGCCUCACCACUGCCCCCACUGACCUCUCCCAUGGACCUCCCCCACGGGCCUCCCCACUGAUGUCCUCCCGGCCUCUCCACACCAGACGCUCUCUCAACACCGCACCUGCACCUCACCAACACCUCCAGCCGCAGCUCCCUUACCGGGUCAUCCGAGUGUCCCCACCUCCCUGUGCCUUCAGACCUCUGCCAUGGUAGCUGUGGACCAUGUGGCCUGGACAGCCCUGGGCCAGGAAGGAGCUGUCCCUACUGGACAGGCUCACGGGAACACGCCUCGCUCCCGAGGGCCCAGCUACGGUCACCACCCCCCUCCACGCUGGGGGCAGCCCUGCCUCACCCCCAUGGGGACGCUGCUUCUGCUACCCCGUCCAGCUGCCCUCCCACGCCCGGACAUGCUGGAGGGAGGAGAUGGUCACCAGCCAGGGCUCUCCCAGCCCAGGCCCCCGCCCUGCCUUCGGGUCAAGCUUGCAGUGGCCGGGCAGCGUGGUGGGAAGGCCCAUCCCGGCCUCUGCUGGGUCUGUGCUGGGAGGCCGGUCCCUGAGCCUCUUCUGGGCAGCUCCUGAAGAAGCCUCGCCGGGCAGGCGGGGCAGGACGGGCGGCAUUCUCCUCUGUUCUCCACCAGCCCCGGAGCUGGGGAUGGGCCUGAGUCAGUGAGUGCGUCUGGCCAUCCCCAGGACCCAGGACCCAAUGCCCUCCUGGGACCCACGCUUGGGACCUGCAGCUGCACCCUGGCCGUGGCGAAGGGCCCCCAGGGCUGGGGUGAGGUCCUGGCAGCUGCUGCACCCCAGCUGCCAACAGCCCCCGCCAGUGCCCAACCAGUGACCGGCACCCUCACACACAGAGACAGCGGUCUGCCCAGCCCCAAGCCCUGGACACAGGCCCCUCCCUGGGGCCGACACGGUGCCGGCCUUCCUGAGACCUGGGCCCCAAUCAGCAUGGCUGCGUCCCCCAGGGCACUUUGGCCAGCGCUCACACUGCAGGAAGGGCCAGCAGCCACAAAACCAUAGACCACCUGGCCCUGCAGCCUCCGGCAGAUCAUGGCAGAGCCAGCCACCCAGAUCCCCCAGUGCUGGAGGAACCCCAGCCCACAGCCACUGGACCGAAGGACAGGUGGAGAAAGUGACGUGGAGCAUCAGGCGGGGUCUGUGGGUGCAAGAGGCAGCUUGAGGUCAGUGUGCGCCUGCUGCCCGGCACGACAGUUCCUCCUGACCCAGGAUGGGAGGGAAGGGGGCCCCUCCACCCUCCACGCAUCCCCCAUGAAAGGGCCCAACCUCUGCGCCAGCCCCCAGGCACCUGGACCCACUUCCUGGCAGCAGCAGACAGACCUGUGGUCACUGCUCAGCCUGCAGCUGUUCAGGGAUGUGGCCUGGGGGAGACCUGAGGCCAAGGGUCAGAAACUGAGACCAGGACCUGCAGCCACUGUGCCCAGAGGCCUGGGGUGCCCUCAAGGGUGAGGACCGUGGGGUCUCUGUGGAGACCACAGGAGCCCUGGGGACAGAGGGCCUCUGAGGACUCAGGGGACAGGAGAGCCCCUGGGACAACCAGGGCCUGGGGACUGCAGGAGUGUGACUCUGGGUACUGGCCCUCAGGGCCUCUCUGAGCAUCUGGCUGGCCAGUCCCCUCCUGCAAGACAGGGUCAGGGAGCCCUGGGGCAGCAGGCAGAAGCUGAGGUGUGCCCUCUGCGGGCGGAGGUCCAGCCCCCACCCUCUGGCCAGGGUUUGCUCGUGUUCUCUGCCCUGUCCUCUCUCCCAGAGCCUCAGAGUUCAAGGAGAGCCUGGGUCAGCCCCUCAGAGCCCUGCUGGCCCCUGGUCUAGGACUGGCCAGUGUCUGGACCCACCUCCUGGCUCAGGGUCCAGAUGGAGGUCACAGCACGGAAGCCUCCUGCAGAGGGAGAGCUGGCCAGGGUCCUGCAGCCUUCGCAGGUUAGAGCGCACAGGUGUGAACUGGGUGUUGGCCACGGGUAGAGCUCCGGAAUGCAAGGGUAGCACACGCGUGACCAGCUGCCCUAUCCUUGGGGGACUCCUGACCUUUAAAGAGCCACUGGUGCCCUGGUGGCGCCCAACGUGGGGCCCCUCAAGGCUGAUCCGCAGCCAAAGCGAAGAGGCAGCUUCGAAACCAAAAGUACCGACAGAUCGGGCCAAGCGAGUUCCGAGGUGAGGGCAUCCCUGAAAAGAUGGGGCAAACACACACCACCCAUGGUGACCCUGCACUCUCAGCUCUUAGACUCAUGCUGGAGAGCAGGGGCCUUGAGUGGUCUGAUACACAGGCGGGAAAAGCCUGGGACACCCUUACUCGGGUGGCACCUUGGCUUCCUGCCGCUGAUCUUUGACUGGUCCACAUGGGAUCGUGUAGAACAACUUGUUAGGAGGAGGAAAAUCAGUUUAGGGGA
This is a messenger RNA of Sciurus carolinensis (gray squirrel), 6754 nucleotides long. It is a transcript of the gene Col6a2, whose product is annotated as collagen type VI alpha 2 chain. The record is from RefSeq and is a predicted model, not a curated record. NCBI's taxonomy places the organism in Eukaryota, Metazoa, Chordata, Mammalia, Rodentia, Sciuridae.